GAACAGUAGGAUCAGAACGUCACUGUUGUGUUGUUUUUCGGUUCAAAAAUCAAGAAAAAUAAGGGACCGAGAACACGCGAACAAAGGAAAUUCUUCACACAACCUAUAUUUGACCGAAAAAACCACUUUAGUUGGGAACAAAAAUGUUUCGAAAGCCACAGAAGCCUAGUUCCGGGAAGAAAACCAAUUUGUCGCAAUUUGGACUACUAGACAUAGACCCUAUGGAUGAUGAUGAUGAGCCAAUGGGUGGCUCUGAUGAUGACAUGGACUUAGAAGCAGAGCUGGCAGCCAUCAGUGGUGGAGGUGCUAGGCACCGGCCACGGAAACCGGUCUCUGUGCUAGCAGCGGACUUGGAUGCCAUGAUUGCUGCAAGUUUGAAGGAUAUACCGUCAGAUGAUGAGGGAUCUGGCGAUGACGAUGACCCAGAGCUUCUCAGUGAGCUGCAAGACCUGACCUUAGACGAGGCACCUGCACCUCAAGCACCAUUGCCUCGUGUCGCCAGUGCCGAUAGCAGCACCAUAAGUCUACUGCAGGAUCGGAUCACCAACUAUACUGUUGCUGAGAAAAACGCCAAGGCUGCUGGUGAGAGCAGCCGCGCUAGGAGAUUCGGGCGAGGCCUAAAAACACUAAACGACCUCCUGAAGCAAGCGAAAGCCGGCGCCACAAUAGCCAACGACGACAUCCCGCCGUCCGUGGUGGUGGGCGCGGCGGCCCCGGCGGCCCCCGAGCCGGCCCCGGCGGCCCCCGAGCCGGCCCCGGCGGCCCCCGAGCCGGCCCCGGCGGUCCCGGAGCCGCUAGCGCCGCCCCGCGUGCCCGCCCGGCCCGCGCCGGCGGUGCCCGAUAGUCCCAGUUCACCCCCGCCCCUCUCGCCGCCGCCCCCGCUGCCGGUGUCGGAGGCCCCGGCGCCGCCGCCGCGCGCCGCCAGCCUGCGGAGCCCUACUGAGCCUCCGCCGCCGCCCGCCGACCCGGCUAAACAGGAGGGCUUACAGACUAUACUUAAACGCAAGGAGGAAUUCAGGGCCGCGGCCCUAGCCGCCAAACACACAGACAAGCGGCUCGCAUUAGAGUAUCUCAAGGUCGUCAAACAGUUCGAUAUGGUGGCCGAGGCGUGGAAAUCCGGACAAGAGAUGGAUCUGAACGAGUUGCCCACUCCUGAAGCUAUCGCUGCGGGUUUCAAGGCCCAACAGAAGGGAGAAGACCAGACGCAAGGCGCUACAGAAGCACCGCCCGAAGCACCAGCACCAGCACCUGAAGAAGCGCCCGCGCUCAUCACAGCGACCACAAUGGCGGAGGCCCUCAAACAGAGGCUAGCCGGAUUCCAGGAGCAAGAAGCCAAAGCUAAAGAACAGGGUAAUUCUUCAAAAGCGCGUCGCAUGGGUCGCAUAGUAAAGCAAUACCAAGACGCUAUUAAACUACACGCGGCAGGCAAGCCGGUGCCCGUUGACGAUCUACCGCCUAUUGCUGGCUACGGACCUAUACCUACUGAUAGUUCGCACUCUGCCCCCUCCCCCUCCCCGGCGGCGCCCCCCCGCCCCGCCCCCGCGCCCCCCUCGGCGUCGCGACAAGCCUCGCGCUACGACAAGCAACUGGCACUAUUAUUGCAUAGGCAGAAGGAGUUCAGAAACGCCGCGAUCGAAGCUAAGAAAGCUGGCAACAUUGAACAAGCAAAAGAAUACUUACGGGCAUCUAAAGGCUUCGACGCCGUGAUAGACGCGGCGAAAGGCGGACUUGUCGUCGAUUUGAAAUCUCUCCCACUGCCUCCUACGGCCAAGAAACAGCUUGAGCAUACUUUCGACGUAGUAACAGCGGAAGACUGCACACCGCCCGACGACGAGCCAAUCACCGGCUCAGACGACAACAUCUUAACCAGGCUACACCAACAGCUAACCAGCCAGUUAAAGCUGUGCCAGGCUAAUCGCGACCACAAUAGGGCCAUGGGGAAUAUAGCAGAGAUGAAUAGGUUCGAGAAUCUUGCCGUUAGAGUGAAACAGGAUUUAGAUGUCGUUGUUGUUGCUAAAAGUUUAAACCAAAACCCACCGAAAUUCCACUACGAGUCGCGACAGUUCGCCGUGGUGCAAUGCAAUACGGACCUUAACGAGAACGACUUAGAGCUCACAAUAGUCCGCGGGAUCGCGUACAACGUGCCCAACCCUAAGGAAGUCGACACUUACGUCAAAUUCGAAUUUCCUUAUCCACAAGACGCGCCAGUAGUAGACCGCACGUCACAAGUGAAAGACACCAACAACCCUGAGUACGGGGCGGUGUUCCCUCUCGCCAUACACAGGGCGGCCCGACCUUGUCUCCGGGUCUUCAAGAGGCAUGGCAUCAAGUUCGAGGUCUAUUCCAAGGGCUGCGUGGGGUGCGGCGCUCACGACCUUCUGUGUUGCAGCGGCUGGUUCUCCAGGGACUCGCCCGUGGGCUCGUGCACGGUCAAGCUGGCGCCGUUGGAGACGCAAGUUACAAUACAUGAGGCGUUUCCGCUCAUGGACGGCCGGCGGCCAGCAGGCGGUUCCCUAGAAAUCAAAUUGCGCGUGCGAACUCCACUCCAGCAACAACAGAUAGAAAGCACCACGCACCGCUGGCUCGUUAUAGAUAGUUAAGAAAUUUAAUGCUUCAACCCCACACUGAUACAUUCACAUAAUAAUUAUGUGACAUGACUCACAUGACAUACAUAUUAUGUACGAUUCCCUCCGACCGGCUAGAGUCGGAAUGUGCCUAUACAUUAUCAAAGACAGAUAUAACUCCGUAAUAGAUGGAUACAGUCUAAAGAAAAAACGUGCCUCGAAAAUCAAGAAAAUUUGAUUCUCGAUCAGAUGGCGCCACUACCUUUGCCCUACUCUCGUAUAGAUGACGAUGACGGUUUCGUUUGUUAUUUAACAAUUUUAACGCAUAUCAGUGAAAGAACAUGGCUCAAAAACGUCAAAAAUCAUCAAUACAUUUUUUGAUAUUUUUAGUUUUAAUCGUGUGUCGAUAGAUGGCAGUGAAUUUACUGUAGCUACAAAAUUUACUAUGACAGUACCGCUCUAUCCUAUUAUAUCCUCUUUGACAUUAUAUAUGGAAGAAGCGAUGGCGUCCGUCCGGAGCCGUCCGCGUCCGCGAGCAGCCGACCGCGGCCGUACAAAUGUGAAAUGCGCGCUGUCUCCGCCCGUUCGGUGGGAAUCAUAUUUUAUGCGUGCGUAGACUUCGCCUAUGCUAUAUUAACAUCAUUGCAUUUGUCUUUGCAAGUAUUGAUGUCUGGACGACUAAAGGAUGUAUAUGUAUUUAUAUAAGAAUUGGAGGUUUAUGGUCACAUUUCAACCCUAUGAGGAGUUAGCUUGGUCAGACUAGGCAUGAAAAGAAGGGCCUGAAAUUCUUUGAUAGAGAAAUAUAGUCUUAUUGCGAUUCCUAUAAGAGGAAAGAGAAAAUAGUGCCAUGCUUUGUCUUUACCACCGACCGGGUGGCAUCAUAGGUAGGAGGCGAAAUACCGAAAUUUAUAAGAGUGAAAGAGAAAAAAUCCUAUGCUGCACAAUUUUAUAUGAAUAUUCUUUCUUUUACCCCCGGUCGCUCGGUGGCGUGUCUAUAACUACUUGUAUAUACUAUGUCUAUGCAUGAAAAUGAAAACGUAGCGCCAUCUAGUGAAAUCUUUAAGAAGGUUAAAAUAAAUGGCACUGUACUUUUAUUUCUAAGGCUAAUACGCCUUUUAUUAUAGUUUUGUGCCUGUGACAAGGGUUUAAAACCCAAUUUUUGAAAUGAUACUCUUCGUUGACAGUUGCCAUACGCACAUAACGACUGGUAAGCGUUAUCAGCAACGAUAAUAAAACUUAAACUAAACUUUUAAAGGUAUUUGUUCUAAUGCUAUUUAGUUUUAACUUAGGUUUUGCACCUCUUAAUUGGUUAAUUUGUGUGUCAUUUCUCCACUACCUAAAGGUUGUCUGGAAGAGAUCGCUCUAUAGCGAUAAGGCCGCUAUUGUUUACCUCUGUCUUCAUGUAUUAUUUGUGUUUUCAUGUACAUUUAUUCUGAGGUUGUGCAAUAAAGAGGAUUUGUAUUGUAUUGUAUUGUAAGACAGCGUUCUAUAGAGAUUGUCGGUCUACUCUAUUCACUUGCCUCGGUUAAGAAAUAAUAAUUAGUGUUAAAGUUAAAAAUAACCGUGAAAAAAUGGUUAGUUUGUAAAUUUUUUGAUACGAACAGAUAAUUUACAAUUUUUUUUUACAAAUUACAAAUAAUCACAAUUUUUUUGCAGUGGCGCUAGUGAGCACUUUGAUGGGCUCUUAAAAUGUUUGGUUCGUGAUUAUUUUGUAUUUUAUUCAGGCCAGUGUGAUUCGUAAUUUUUUUUAUAUUAUUUUAGUUAUAAUUAUUUGUUAGAUCUGUUUAUCAAUGCAAAUGUAGCACGCUUAAUAUAUACUUACAUCUGUCAUUAUAGUGAGAUAAAAAAUAUACAUAAAUAUAACUGAGUCAUAUAGCAAAGAUAGAUAUAACUCCGUAAUAGAUGGAUACAGUCUAAGGAAAAAACGUGCCUCCAAAAGCAAGAAAAUUUGAUUCUCGCUCAGAGGGCGCUACUAGUUUUGGCUUACAGUCGUAUAGAUGGCGUUGACGGUUUCGUUUGUUAUUUAACAAUUUUAACGAAUAUCAGUGAAAGAACAUGGGUCAAAAUCAUAAAAAUAAUUAAUGCAAAUAAAAAAAUCAUUUAUCUAUAUUUAAAUACAUUCUAUCGUAUUUUUAUAAAUCUUCAUUUUUAGUUUUAAAGAUGGCACUGAAUUUACUGGGGUUACAAAAUUUACUAUGACAGUACCGCUCUAGUAUAAGUUACUCUAUGCAUAUAGUGAGUGUCAAAUAUAGUCACAAAAAUCGCAGCAUCGUCAAUUUAAAGAAACAGCUUAUCCGAGUAGGUACCCUAGAAACCUAAUAUUUUUCUAGGAUUUUACAAAAUGUGCCAUUCACAAUCAAAAGGGUACUUAUUGUCGGUUGUCUAUUAGGCGCUAUUGCCAUAUAGCUUCCGUUUGAAAUCAACCUUAUUGACAAGCGACAAUGUGGUACCUUUUGGUUAAAAUGUCACAAAUAUGCGUGAAAUUCUAGUAAAUAUUAUACUUCGUUUUUUAGCAUUAGAAAAAGGUGAACAAUCUCUUGACGUGUAUUUUUAAUAAAAAACACUUGAAAAAUAAGUUACAAUAGGUCUUUGGGUAUAUCUAUGUCUGUAAUUAGUUUAUAUAGCUUCAGGAACCAUAGUUGAAAUAAUACAGCGAAUUUAAGUUUUUCAUAUAAAACUUGUUUUUGCUCUAUGUCGUUUGUUUUAUAAACUGGAGCUAUAUAAACUAAUUACAGACCUAGAUAUACCUCAUGUCAUUGUAUGUGCAAAGUUUCAUUACAAUCCAACACGUAGUUUUAAAAUGAAAACGAAACACCGUUUGUAUGGGAAGGUGAAAUUCGGCCGAGCUUCCUGCGGACUCUUAAUGAGAAUCGUUUUACAAGUGCCUCUAUUUGCACCUCAUGUAAUUAUUGUAAGAUAAUGUAAAUGGGAAAAUAUUAUUGUAUUAAAAAUGCAUACCUUAAUGAA
This is a messenger RNA of Cydia strobilella, 5531 nucleotides long. It is a transcript of the gene l(2)gd1, whose product is annotated as coiled-coil and C2 domain-containing protein 1-like. The record is from RefSeq and is a predicted model, not a curated record. Lineage: Eukaryota; Metazoa; Arthropoda; Insecta; Lepidoptera; Tortricidae. The coding region runs from base 144 to 2600 and encodes 818 amino acids. Gene Ontology annotation, biological process: regulation of transcription by RNA polymerase II. Gene Ontology annotation, cellular component: nucleus. The transcript has 15 exons. Gene Ontology annotation, molecular function: DNA-binding transcription repressor activity, RNA polymerase II-specific; RNA polymerase II cis-regulatory region sequence-specific DNA binding.